Scutellospora calospora is the source of this 173-nucleotide messenger RNA. Lineage: Eukaryota; Fungi; Glomeromycota; Glomeromycetes; Diversisporales; Gigasporaceae. The record is from the annotation of a GenBank genome assembly.
AAGCAUUGAGGAUUUGUUGGUACUUGCUUAAUCAAUAUGCUAGAAUAUUUGAUAUUUUGUACUCGGAUUAUCAGCAAUCACAAGGUCGUAUAGUUAGUAAUAAUUUUGACCCAAUCGAACUGUUAACAAUACAUAGUUAUGCAGAUAAUAUAGAGAAACGUAGGGAAGAGUGA